GGGUGGUAUAAAUGCGUUAUUUUCAUGGAGUUUGCAGCGGCCAAGGUCGUUCAGGACUGUAAGCUGCGACCUAUAAGUUUUCUACAUUGUGUGAUCUUCGAGCGGAAUAUAAUCUAACCCGUACCAAUUCAUAGUUUGUUAAACCACUGUCGUGUGUAGUUAACCCACUUUUGACAAGGCUCAGGCAGUUCAUUUUAAAGCCAAGGUUUUUACAAAACCGCCGCUCGCUGCAAUUUCUGAAAGAGCAACGCCCCCAUAUAACAUGUAUUGCUCAUUAUAAAAGCGGACGUAUUUACAAUUUAGCAUAGCGUGUUUUUGUCUGGUAACAUACAUUGUGGAUUAUUGACAAGAACAGUGAACGUGUCCAGAUAAUCUGACAUCGUUAUUCGUAAUACAAGGUACCAAACGUGACAAAAUCAUGACUUUCGCUUAUCCUUGCAACCACAUGCCUCCUUGGAUGGUGAUUUGGUUCUGCAUCACGGCAAUCAUCUGCACCAGUGACGCGAGCUUCAUCGUCUUCCGUCCUCACACCUUGCCCGGAGGGAUAGCGCAUAACCUUUUCUUCUUUUAUAAGUACUACAUCUACACCGAUCGACGGUACAAUGACAUGCAGGAUUCAUACGUCCUGACGCAAAGCUUAAUGAAUUACGUCGAAGUGAUACUGAACAUUGUGGUGUUAUAUUGUCAUUGUCGUCGUUCAAUCUACACCAGAAUCAUCGCUUUUACCGUAUCGGUAAUGACCUUUUGGAAAACAGUUCUUUAUAUCGCAAUGUUUUACGAACUGGCCGGUGGGAAGGAUUAUCGUUCAGGAAAUACUAUUCAAGACGAGAUUUUAUUGGUUCUUAUUCCAAACGGCAUUUGGAUCCUUCUUCCGGCGCUUUGCAUUCUGUGCCUUUGGGCUCACUUGAUGAACUCACAGCGAGAAUCAACUUCUGCAUACAAACUGAAGGAAUCAUGAACAUCUACUUGUCGGCAAUAGUUUAAUCCGAACAAUAUGUGUUUAAUUUAAAAUGACUAAUGUAUAUAUUGUAAAUGGUAUUAUAUACUGUGAGAAAUGUGGCAAUUAAAAAACUGAAAUGAAUUGGUAAAAGAAAAAAGCAACACGGCUAUGUUCACCGUUUAUGUAAUAAAUAUUAAAUGAUAUUUACUGAUAUAUCUAUUGAUGGGUUCAUGUAUAAAAAUUAAAUUUGAAACGUGUCCGAAAACCUCAUUUUUGGAUUCAAAUAAAAUGUUGACGAAUACAAACCUCCCCCUAUCAAGGGGAUAAUACUGGAAUCGAUGCGUGCUAAUGUAUGUUCAAGCACCGUUUAAAAAGAGCAUACGUUGUUUAAAACAAUGCAAAACAUAAUAUCUUGUGUAUGUUUCAAUCUGGCAGAUGUACGAGUUUUAGGCCAAGUAAAGAUGCAUACCCUG
Messenger RNA from Dreissena polymorpha, 1413 nucleotides. RefSeq lists its product as uncharacterized. The transcript is spliced from 4 exons. Bases 419 to 958 code for a protein of 179 amino acids. NCBI's taxonomy places the organism in Eukaryota, Metazoa, Mollusca, Bivalvia, Myida, Dreissenidae. The record is from RefSeq and is a predicted model, not a curated record.